This is a messenger RNA of Pecten maximus, 936 nucleotides long. RefSeq names its product protein C15orf41 homolog. The record is from RefSeq and is a predicted model, not a curated record. Bases 73 to 921 code for a protein of 282 amino acids. The transcript has a single exon. Lineage: Eukaryota; Metazoa; Mollusca; Bivalvia; Pectinida; Pectinidae.
UUUGAUUCAAGCGUUUAGGUGAUCUAUACAAUUCCGCAUUACCCGCCAUAUUUCAUUUGGUAAAACGGAAUCAUGAAGUUAGCCGUCUACAACGAAAUUGUUGAUCUUAUGCGUAAGUACAAAACUAGAGAUGAAGCACUACGCCAUAUAAGUCCGCGGUAUCCAGACGUUUCACUUGGUGCACUCGGUAGUAUAUUUGCACAAGAUUAUCAAAAGAAAAUGCGCAAAACUCACCAUCUCCAUUACAGCCCAGAUACGACGGAUUAUUACUAUGAUAAAUAUAGAGCCAGUGUGGACAGUGGCCAGAAACAUGUGAUAAUGUCAAUGGCAAGAAAUAUAGACCUAUCCCCAUCCCUCUUAUCGAGAAUGAUUCUGGAAAGACAUUUGUCGCGGACUAAGUAUGGUGGCGACAAUCCGCCACGAAGUCAGGUGACGCAGAUGAUGAAAGAUACAACACUGAUUGAGAAUCCCGUUCUAGCCAACGAGAUUUACGAGUGCAUCCUGUCAGAUGAUCAGUAUGGUCCGCUAGUAGACAAAAUAAAACAUUCCAUAGGACACGAGUACGAGUUUAAACUAAACAGAACGUUGGACUCUCUUCAGUUGUCGUACAUUGGAGAGGAACAGAUGAGGGCUAAAGGCUACGACAAGACGCCAGAUGUAAAGCUGGAGGUUCCCAUAGCCGUAGAUGGACACAUGGUCAACUGGAUAGAGAGCAAAGCAUCAUUUGGAGAUGAAUACAGUCACAGAUCCUAUCUAAAGGACCAGUUCUGGAGCUAUUGGAAUCGGUUCGGCCCUGGAAUGGUCAUCUAUUGGUUCGGGUUUAUUGAUGAACUUGAUUCAAAUACAGAGAAAGGAAUUAUUCUAAGAGACAGUUUCCCUGAAAACAUUGUUCGACUGGACCCUGUUGUGAAAUUAAAAUAAAUUGCAUUGUAUGUU